UGUAAAUAAAUACACCAAACACUGGAAUAAUUAUUUUCUCCACAAAUUUCGUGUGUUGUUCAACAGUCGAUGAUAGGACCAAAAAAUGGGUGGUUUUUUGGAAAAACCGGAAACGGAAAAGAAAGUUGAGCAGGGUUCCGGGAAUGGACUUCGGUAUUGCUUGAGUUCAAUGCAAGGUUGGCGAUUGGAAAUGGAAGAUGCCCACUCAGCUGUUUGUAGCCUGAUGGAGCCUUUUAAAGACUGGGCGUACUUCGGAGUUUUUGAUGGUCAUGCAAGUAAUCAAGUAUCCGAGUUCUGUGUCGAGCAUCUUUUGAAUACCAUAACGCACUCCAAAGAGUUUUCGAUGUUGAGAUUCCCGGAGGGAAUAAAAGAAGGUUUCCUGCAGUUGGAUGAGGACUUGAGAAAGGUGAAUAACGAUAAGCCCGGCGGGUCCACGGCAACCUGUGCUUUCAUAUCGCCAGACAAGAUCUACUUGGCUAACUGUGGCGAUUCGAGGGCUGUAAUAUCGCGCGGUGGAGCAACAUAUAUUAGCACCAUCGAUCACAAGCCCUUUUCCAACAUCGAAAGGGAUCGCAUUCAGAAAGCCGGGGGAAGUGUGAUGAUUAAACGAGUGAAUGGCACCUUGGCAGUUUCCCGUGCACUGGGCGACUUCGACUUCAAGAGAGAUCAGUCCCGGUCGCAAGUUGAUCAGAUGGUAUCUCCCGAACCAGAUGUUACAGUCUGCGAUCGCUUGGAGUCCGAUGAGUUCAUAAUAAUUGCCUGCGAUGGCAUUUGGGACGUGAUGAGUAGCUCCGAAGUCUCUGAGUUUAUAGGAUCGCGGCUUUUGGUCACCAAAGACAUUCCGAUGAUUGUCAACAGCGUUAUGGAUAUUUGCCUCCACAGAGGCAGCAGGGAUAAUAUGACUCUUCUACUCAUUCUUUUACCAGGUGCACCCACCCUCGAUGAGGAUGCCAUCAAGGCUGAUCGAAAUCUUGAUAAGACUAUUGCCCAAAUUACAAGGGAGGUCAUUGAGAAGCACGAGAUUAACGACUUUGAAGUUCUUAUGCGACUUAUGAAGAGAAUGGCAAUCAACAUACCGAAUUUGCCCCCAGGCGGUGGUAUUUAUGCCAAAUAUUAUAUUAUUGAGCAAGUUUUCCAUGAGAUAUUUCCUGACGCCCCAGCUGAGAUUUAUGAUUUUUGUAAUGUGUAGACUUUGUUUUCUAUACUUAUGUUUACCUUAAAAAUAGUUAAAAACAGCCAGUGAUAAAAACUUUUAGGAAUUUA
Drosophila ficusphila is the source of this 1263-nucleotide messenger RNA. Its product is annotated as protein phosphatase 1B. Gene Ontology annotation, biological process: protein dephosphorylation. NCBI's taxonomy places the organism in Eukaryota, Metazoa, Arthropoda, Insecta, Diptera, Drosophilidae. Gene Ontology annotation, molecular function: manganese ion binding; protein serine/threonine phosphatase activity; magnesium ion binding. The transcript has a single exon. The record is from RefSeq and is a predicted model, not a curated record. Bases 86 to 1189 code for a protein of 367 amino acids.